Molecule: messenger RNA, 3481 nt
Organism: Macaca mulatta (Rhesus monkey)
Lineage: Eukaryota; Metazoa; Chordata; Mammalia; Primates; Cercopithecidae
Source: RefSeq, a predicted model, not a curated record
UUAACUCUUCGCCUCCCCCAUUCCGAUCCCCCUUCCUCUCCGCCUUAGGUGGCAGGAAAAUCCUUUACCUCCGACCAAUCCCACCGAUGCCGAGCCGCGCGCGCGCGCCAACUCGAGCUCCGUCUGUGCACGCCAUUGGCCACCUCCACCUAUGCGGGGUGACGGGCAGCUUCGCGGACCUAUCGCCGAGGGAGGCGGAGGCCUCCAGCCCUCCCAAAGCUGCUUUGUUAGGGGCUCCCUGGUCGUCCCCCGGCCCGCCGCACCUCCGCUGCCUGCGGGAGAUCUCCCCGGUCCCCGCUGUCGGAGCCUCGCAGGAAGGCAUCCCCGGAGCACGCGCCACCCGCGCCCCUCCAGCCGCGCGCUCCGAGCCGGGCUGCGGCGCGGAUACCCGGCGUGCGCCCGUAGUCGCUCACCAGCCCAACUCCGAACGCCCCGCUCCUGCAUCCGCCGCCUCGGAUUGGCUGGCCGGAGGCGGAGCGAUUGUCAGGCGGCCCAAUCGGAGCUCGGUUUCCCACGGGCUCCCGCUGCCCGGCCCCCGAGGCCGCCGGCGGAGGCGCCCUGACAGCUCCCAUUGGCAGACAGCGAGCGGGUUCGAGCCUGGCCGGCAGAGCAGCGCCGCCGCCGUCGGGCGCGCAGCUCUGCAGCUCCGCAGCUCCGCGAACGCCUUGGCGCCCGCAGCCCCAGGGGCCCGGCGGCCCCGCAUCGUGCCCGGCCCCGUCGCGGAGAUCCCGGACGACCGUCGCGGGUUGAUGGUCGCGUUCCAGAUGUAAACAGCUUCAGAAGCCUGACCAUCAUAUGGUGAACAGUUUACACUCUCAUAUACGCCCUGUCACGUGCUUUGAAGGACUUUCUAGGGGCAUCAAGGGUACUAUGCCAAGUGCUGAAGAUUUAGAAAGAUGGGAGACACAGCCCGGGCAUGGUGGCUCAUGCCUGUAAUCCCAGCACUUUGGGAGGCCGAGGCGGGCAGAUCACGAGGUCAGGAGAUCGAGACCAUCCUGGCUCACAUGGUAUGAAACCCUGUCUCUACUAAAAAAUACAAAAAAUUUUGUAUUUUUCCUGAUCACUAUCCUGAGUGACUGCCGUGUUUGAACACUAGAUCUGGGGUCCUCGAAUUCUGGCCUGAGGGACCAAAUUGCACUGAUUCUUGUAAGAUCCUUGAACUAAAAAUGUCUUUUACAUUUUUAAGCAGCUGGGGGAAAAAGAAGAAUAAUUGGUGUCAUGUGAAAAUCAUGUGAAAUUCAGAUUUCAGCAUUCAUUAAUAAAGUUUUAUUGGAACAAAGUCAGUUUCAUUUACUUACUGUCUUUGGUUGCUUUUACAUAACAAGGGCAGAGCUGAACAGUCACAAUAGAGAGUAUAUGGCUCGCAAAGGGUAAAAUAUUUAUCUGGUUCUUUAAAGAAACACUUUGCCCACUCUGGACUGUGCCAUUACUCAGCAGUUAUGGUGUGGUUGGCCUGUCCUCUGUCCUUCCUCCUCCAUCAACACACACCCACUCAGUUGCAACUGCCACCAUUCUUUAUUCAGUCUGUCCGUUUGUCCAUCCAUCCAUCCAUCAGUCCAUCCAUCCGUCCAUCCAUGGUCCCUGGCCAUCAUGGUGUCAGCUGUUCCAAGAUUUGUUAACAGAGAGUAUAGAACUCUUAUUAUUAAUGAUUCCUAUAGGUAGAGCUGCUCUUUCCUCUCCAUCCGUGGCUGAUAUCUCCGUGCUUUCUCCAUUCUACCGUCACGGGCUCAAACAUAACCUCCUCCACUCCCCCACACCCGCUUCAGUUGCUGGGGUCAUUCAUUGGCUCCCUCUGCAGAGGCUUGAGUGUAAGUGAGGUAUUCAGCAGAGGUCUUUGGCGGGUUUCUCAUCUGAUCACAAUCUUAGUUUGAGAAACGGAGCCUCAUUCAUUAAGCUGUAAGAGAACUCUCUACAAGCAAUUUUAUUUUUAAGUAGCCCUUUUGUUAACAAGUUUACUCCACUUGGGAUGCUUUUUUAGUUUUGGUGGCCCACAGAAAUCUGAAACAGUGCAGUGCUGGGGCCUCUAAUCUGUCUUUAGGAACGGGGGAUACCGUGAAGUUCACCAUGCAAUUACUUAAGAAAGCUCCUGGCUAGUGCUCCUGUGAAUGUGUUUUUACCUUCCUGUAAAAUGCUGAACUCACAGACUUUAUUACUGGGAUAAUGGAGAAAUGUAUAAAUUCAAUGCAAGUGACACCAGCAAGCCUGCGUGUUGGGUAGAGAUGUCCUGGGGCCGUUUUGUCCUGCACUUUUCUUCAUGGGUGUUUCUUUCUUGAAAUUGAACACCACUGAUCUCUCUUUAAGCAAAAUGCUUCAGCAAAUAUACAGGAAGAGCCCCCCCUCCUUUUCUUCCUGUGGUUUCAUUGCAUGUUGUGUGGUUUCAGAGGUACUUCCUUGGGUUGCCCCCAGCCAACCAGAGUUUCCUCAGAACCAGAGAGCUUUCUUUUGGAAGAGCUCGAAGAUUGUAAUCUGGAUGCUAGCAAAGCGUCUCCAGCUGCUCCAUUUUUAAUUCUUAAUUUGGGAGUGAUCAGCGGUUUCACAGAAGAGAGAAAAAUCUAAGACAUUCAUCGUGUGAUCAUUCAGCAUUUGGAAAAGGGAAAAGGAGGACUGAAUGAGGUAAUAAACAAGGAUGUUAAUCAAGGAGAAGACAUGUAAGGUGCAGUUUUAAAAGACAUCAUUAGAGGAAGCUUAGGGGACUAACAAGAUGUUUUUGCACAAAUAUGUGGUAUGGAGGAGUGUUGUGGAUCACAGGAGCAGAUCUCCUCUGCUUCUUACCCCUGCAAAACAACAUCAGCAAUGAAAUCAUUUAAAAAACACAGAUAAAAACAAAAUCCCGGUCCUGUUAGAAUGUUGGAUUGUAAGGAUCAGAAACCUAAGUUGAUUUAGGGCCAAAGUGGAAAUACGUUUGGCUGUGUACCAAUCAGGGUAAGGCUGGGGUUAGGGGACAGUUGGACCCGGGAAAGUUAACACAAUCAGAUGCUCUCUGUCUUUCAUCCCUGUUUUCCCUGGAUCAGAUUAGUUCUUCUCAGGCUAGCUUACAUCCGCAGUUUUAAAAGAAAAAAAUUCCCAAGGAAGUUCUCUGAUUAGCUAAUAUCAAUCGUGAACCCACCUCUGGACCAAUCACUGUGUACAGGGUUUGAGGUUCAACGACAAUCCCAGCUGGAUCCUGUGCCCAUCGUGUGGUUAAGGAUGGUGGAACAAGUAUGGAGGUACAGUACAGAGGAAAACAAUUACAAAUAAAGGGGGAAAGGAAUGGUCUCUUCCACCAAUCCUAUGCAGAAGAAACACCCAUCAGAGAACGCGAUGUCCUGUUCUGUAGGGCAUCCUAAUCAGAAAAUACAGUGAUGAACUGCCUCACAGUGUAAGCAAGAAUGAGAAUGAGCACUCCCUGCCCUAAGGGGGAUGGACUAGCAUUGCUUUAAAAAUAAUUGUCAGCUGGGCUCAGUGGUUCAUGCCUGUAUCCCAGCACUUUGGGAGGCUGAGG